AUGUACCAAGAGCACUACAAUGCUCUCUUCUCCAUGGACUUUGUGGAGACCAAGUACCCACAUGAUGACACAAUGAAGGCCCUUGGAAUCUUUGAGAUGUGGAGUUGGUCUCAAGAACAUGCACUUGGCCAAGUUCUUCUCUUACCGCAUGGAGUCUACAAGGAGCUCACUUGUGAGUUUAGCUUCAAUGAGGUCCAAGGCUGCUCAGAUCAGGAGCCCAGUGUUGAGAUAUGUGCACAAGGCUUGCCAACACCUUCUUUGCAAGGAAGGCACGGGACAAUCAAUGAGGGAGAAGUGAAGCUCCUUGACAUGGGAAUCAAGCCCAUCAUCUCACGCACAAGGAUGGCAAGAGGAUCAGGGGAGAUAGAUCACAGGGAACUCAUGCCUCCUUGA
This is a messenger RNA of Microthlaspi erraticum, 393 nucleotides long. The record is from the annotation of a GenBank genome assembly. Lineage: Eukaryota; Viridiplantae; Streptophyta; Magnoliopsida; Brassicales; Brassicaceae.